Dentiscutata erythropus is the source of this 186-nucleotide messenger RNA. The record is from the annotation of a GenBank genome assembly. Lineage: Eukaryota; Fungi; Glomeromycota; Glomeromycetes; Diversisporales; Gigasporaceae.
AUGAAUUCCACUGUCGAAGCUACUGCCGAAAUAUUGGCUCUCUAUUUCCCUAUACCAAAUGAUGUGAAAAGUAUUAGCCCAAAUGAAUUGGCCGAUAUACCCCAAAAAGAUCCACCUCCAAAAGAUGGAGUUGUUAAGCUAUAUCUUACUCUUAGUAAAUCAUUUUUAGAAUACAUAGCAAGUUAG